GAUAUUUUGGUUGCGUCCGCCUUCGUUAUAACGUAAAUUAGGGUUUCUCUCUCUCUCUCUCUCACGUUUGGAUCUUCUUUCUCCUUUCAUCAAAUCCUUCCCUUCUCCCAAAAUUUAUCUUCGUCCCUCCGUCGGAUUCUAGGGUUUCGCUACGCAACGCUGCUCCUCAGCUGAAACAAUUCUCGGUGGAUUUGGCUUUGUUAGAGUUGAGAGUGAAUUUGUUGCUGCUUUUUAUCUUUUGGUUGCCUGCUCAACAUAAUUUAAGGAAGAGAGAGUGAUUUUACCGCGAUAUGCGAGCUUCAUGGGCAGAUUUGGCUGCGAAUUCCGCAGCUGAGAAUGUAGGAGCUGGAUCUUCUGCCAACAAUGGUCCUGCUGGUGCCUCUGGUUCUUCCCGAAGUGCUUAUGUGCCUCCACAUCUCCGCAACCGCCCAGCUGCAUCAGAUCCGCCUGCACCAACAAAUGCUGCUCCGGUAGCUGCUGCUGGUGGGUCCCGUUGGGGAGGUCCCCGCAAUGAUCUUAACAGCAGAUCAGGGUAUGCUGGUGGUGGUGGUGGUGGUGGUGGUGGUGGACGAGGUGGCUGGGGCUCCAGAGGUGGCAGCUGGGGUGGUGGUAGAGACCGGGAAGUAAAUCCCUUUGGAGAUGAUGCCGAAACAGAGGAACCGUUUAGUGAGCAAGAGAAUUCUGGCAUCAACUUCGAUGCCUAUGAAGAUAUCCCCGUGGAGACAAGCGGGCAGAAUGUGCCGCCGCCUGUCAAUACAUUUGCAGAAAUUGAUCUGGGUGAAGCCCUCAAUGCGAACAUUCGGAGGUGCAAGUAUGUGAAGCCAACACCUGUGCAGCGCUAUUCAAUACCGAUUUCCCUGACAGGGCGGGAUCUGAUGGCAUGUGCUCAGACUGGCUCUGGCAAGACUGCUGCCUUCUGCUUCCCAAUCAUUAGUGGAAUCAUGAGAGGAGGCCAGCCUGUACAGAGACCGCCGCGUGGUGCACGUACUGUAUACCCCCUGGCUCUUAUUUUAUCACCAACAAGGGAGCUUUCGAAUCAAAUACAUGAAGAAGCUAGGAAAUUUGCAUAUCAAACGGGGGUCAGGGUGGUGGUUGCUUAUGGAGGUGCACCAAUAAAUCAGCAGCUAAGGGAAUUGGAAAGAGGGGUUGAUAUACUUGUUGCGACACCUGGGAGGUUGGUAGAUUUGCUGGAGAGGGCUAGAGUUUCAUUACAGAUGAUCAGGUACUUGACGCUGGAUGAGGCAGAUCGAAUGCUGGAUAUGGGUUUUGAGCCUCAAAUUAGAAAAAUUGUUGAACAAAUGGACAUGCCACCCGCAGGCGAAAGACAGACGAUGUUAUUUAGCGCUACCUUCCCGAAAGAGAUUCAGAGAUUGGCCUCUGAUUUUCUUUCAAAUUAUAUCUUUCUGGCUGUUGGAAGAGUUGGUUCUAGCACUGAUCUGAUUGUUCAAAGAGUCGAGUUUGUUCAUGAUGCCGACAAAAGAAGUUAUCUUAUGGAUCUUCUUCACGCUCAGAGGGAGAAUGGUGUUCAGAGCAAGCAAUCUCUGACAUUGGUCUUUGUGGAGACGAAGAAGGGAGCUGACUCUCUGGAGAAUUGGUUGUGCAUGAACGGUUUUCCAGCAACCUCUAUUCAUGGAGAUAGAACACAGCAGGAAAGAGAGUUGGCUCUGCGGUCAUUCAAAAGUGGCAGGACCCCUAUUUUGGUCGCCACAGAUGUAGCAGCCCGUGGCCUUGACAUUCCCCAUGUGGCCCAUGUGAUCAAUUUUGACCUCCCGAAUGACAUAGAUGAUUAUGUCCACAGAAUUGGACGGACAGGACGUGCUGGGAAGAGUGGUUUGGCUACUGCCUUCUUCAAUGAGAAUAAUGCAUCACUUGCAAGGUCAUUAGCUGAGCUGAUGCAGGAAGCUAAUCAAGAAGUGCCUGCUUGGCUCUCAAGGUAUGCUGCUCGGUCCUCAUAUGGUGGAGGGAGGAACCGUCGCUCAGGUGGAGGCAGGUUUGGCGGUCGCGAUUUUCGGCGAGAGGGUUCAUUUAAUCGGGGCGGCGGGUCCGAUUACUAUGGUGGCAGCAGCGGCGGCUAUGGAGGUUCUGGUGGCGGCAGCUAUGGAGGCGGCGGAUACGGAGGCGGCGGAUAUGGAGGCGGUGGCUAUGGAGGAGGUGGAGGCCACAAUUCUGGGGUCACCAGCGCAUGGGAUUAGGUUGGUGAAAUUCUUUCUUCUUGACUACGCUCGGAGUUUGCUCCAAGUGCUGCUGUGGAGAUUCACUCGCUUCUACUGUACUGGGUUUUCUUAAUAUUUUCUCUUUUGCCUUAUUUUCUUUGUCAAGUCUCUGAUUAGGGGAUUCCAACCAGCGUUAGCUGUAUUAUAUACCGUGUGAUAGUUUGUCUGAUGAGGGGGAUGUGCUUUUGAAUGGGAAGGGGCGUAUCAUAUAUAUAUAUUUUUUGCGGGACUUUGGGUCAAUACAGUAAUCUUCUAGCAUAGUUGGGGGAGAGCGGCUUUGCUGUCUUUUCAUCGAUCUAUAUGAUGCCAUUUUGGGUGUUAAUAUUGGUGGGGAGAUGGGGUCGGUAGAAUGUGUCUGGGUUGGAGAUGGAUGGAGGGGUGUCGGUUUGGUUCGGUUGGUUCUAUCAUAUAUAUCUCGAUGCAUAUGUUUUUGUUUAUUUUCGGAUUAGUAGGCAGAUUCUUCUUUCGGCCCAUUUUGUUAGGGGUUUUGAGGGCUUUGAGCCUGCAGAAAAAAGUAUAUCACUGUGGAGAAGGAUAAUGUUGUCCCCCCUUUCCUUUAUUCUGAGGAGUUGGAACUCUGUAAGGGCUUUUCCUUCUAACGUUUCGACGGAGAUUGAAAUAACAAAGAUGAUCACUUUGAAAGAAAGCAAUGGGUUUUUCAGUUUU
This is a messenger RNA of Punica granatum (pomegranate), 2879 nucleotides long. The record is from RefSeq and is a predicted model, not a curated record. Lineage: Eukaryota; Viridiplantae; Streptophyta; Magnoliopsida; Myrtales; Lythraceae.